AUGGCAGGCUUCGUGAGGAGGUUUUGGCAAUCUAGUGAGGACCACCGUGGAACGCCGGAGGCACCCGGGCGAGUAGUUACAUUGAUCGAGAGAUCAUACUGGAAGACACUGAACGAUCAUGACUUUGAGGACGAUGACCAGGUAUGGGGUAUGGCCUUCAGGAUUAAGGCCAAUCGAGUAAAAGACGUAAUGAGGGAGUUGAACAUUCGGGAAAUAAACGGGUAUAGCAUCCGGAACGACAUCGAGGUGUUUUCGUUCUCGGCGGACGUCCCGCCAAUCAAGGCAUUAGUUUAUAUAGGGACACCCGGAAACCCGCAAUUUGUCGCACGCGAAGGCGUUCCAGGGCUCGACGAACUUGCGCGCCAUAUAUUCAACUCUCGGGGGCCGUCAGGGGAAAAUCGAGAUUAUUUAUACAACCUACACAAAUCGUUGACAGGUCUUUGCCCAGCAGCCCACGAUCACCAUGUCAGUCGUUUAUUCCACCGUGUCGCCGAAAUGGAGGCCGAGAACGAGACCAAACAUUUUGGCGAGCAUGGAGCAGUGGGCCUAGACACAGCAGAUCCGAGGAGCAAAGAUGAAUAGGAGAUGGAGGGUUGGGGGUCGUUUCAUGAUGGUCAUUAUCGCUUUAGAAAAAAAAGAUGCACCGCAUUCUGAUAUUG
Molecule: messenger RNA, 659 nt
Organism: Tuber melanosporum (Perigord truffle)
Lineage: Eukaryota; Fungi; Ascomycota; Pezizomycetes; Pezizales; Tuberaceae
Exons: 6
Coding region: 1-582 (193 amino acids)
Biological process (GO): glutathione catabolic process
Cellular component (GO): cytoplasm
Molecular function (GO): glutathione specific gamma-glutamylcyclotransferase activity; gamma-glutamylcyclotransferase activity
Source: RefSeq, a predicted model, not a curated record